Trichoderma aggressivum f. europaeum is the source of this 2715-nucleotide messenger RNA. RefSeq lists its product as uncharacterized. Gene Ontology annotation, biological process: microtubule cytoskeleton organization. The transcript is spliced from 2 exons. The record is from RefSeq and is a predicted model, not a curated record. NCBI's taxonomy places the organism in Eukaryota, Fungi, Ascomycota, Sordariomycetes, Hypocreales, Hypocreaceae. Gene Ontology annotation, cellular component: microtubule cytoskeleton. Bases 1 to 2715 code for a protein of 904 amino acids.
AUGCAGACCCGGCGGUCCAAAAAGGCCGUCGAGCCUGCGCCAUCCUCCUCUCCUCCACCACAGCCCAGGAGAAACCCACCUCGAGCGACUAAGCAGCGUGGGAACGAAGCCGCCGUCAGGGAAUCUAGUUCCUCCCCUAGCCCUCCUCCAAGCUCCUCGCCUACAAGACCGACGACUUCUCUCCUCCUCCCUCCUCCUCCUGCUCCUGCUCCUCCUCCCUCUUCUCUCCCAUCUCGCCCACUUCCGCCGCCGGCAACCCCAUCACAUUCGUCCCCUGUGCUACCAAGCAUAGAACCUCCAAAGGGUCUAACGUCUGUGCCACGCAAAGGUUCCAUUGUGUUUGAUCCAAAGCCGCGUCGUGGCGCUCCUCGUCAUCUCAGCGUCAGUAGUAUAGCGACAAACCCUAGGAGGGACAACACUGACGACGAGUACGACGACGACGACGACGAAAGCGUUGCCCCAGAGCCCAAAUCCGCGGCUCAGCUGCUGGAAGAAGAAAUGGUCCAACGUGAUGUCGAAGAGGCCGAGAAUGAGAUCAAGCUCGAGGCCGCUCCUUCUUUAGCUCGGGACGCCAAAAACCUCAUCGGCCAGUUGCAGAACAAGUCACGGCCGUCUUACGAAAAGGUGCUCCUCAUGAAACUGCAGUUAUUCAGGGCGUCUCGCAGCAUUUUCCAGCCUUCUCACCAGGCAUCCCCUUUUCUCGACUGGGACUGGGUGGACAAGGCGGGAGAGGACAUCCCGGAGACGGAGAAUGCAACCAUUCCGCUUUCUAUCAAGCUGGCAAACAUUGCCACCGCCCUCAUGCAAAUAGAAAGCAUCGAGUCUGAGGGAGACAACCCUGUGCCUUUUCUCGAGGCCGUAGACACCCUCUUUCCUCUGCAUUUCGCCGCUGAAGAAACGCAGUACAGGUCAAUGUCUCUUGAAAUCCGCACCCAGAGAGCCAUCGAGAGCAUAGCAAGGUCACCCCAGGCCACCGACCUGCGCGGCAUGCUGGGCCACGCGUUUUGCAACAUGAACGCCCCAGAUGCCCCCGGCGACUAUGGCAGUCUUUUUAGCAAGGGCCCUUACAAGCCCCUGGCGGACCUCGAUCAGCAGUCACUGGUAGACGUUUGUUCGCAAAGAGUCUCCAACAUGUGGAAGAUAAUGUCUGAUGGCGGCAAGAGAGGGAUUAGGACUCCCGUGGAUCUGCCCAGCAUCCGAGCUCAGUAUUCCCUCAAAGAGACGCUCAACGACCUCAAAGAAUGGCUCAUGGACAGAUAUUCAACAAUUUCGCAUUUGUUGAACAGGGCAGAGCAAGAGAAAGUCGCCAUGGAGAAAGAGAGGCUGCGUGAGCAAUGGCGCGCCGAAGAGCAACGGCUGUUCCGAGAGCAGCGAAAGGCUCGAGAGGAAGCGCAACAAGCUCUUGAGGACGAACAUGGGGCUCGAGAGCAGCAGCGAAGAGCCAAGGAAGAAGAACUCAGGGCUCGAGAAGAAGCACAGCAAGCUCGGGAGAGGGAGCAACGGGCUCGGGAAGCUGCCCGAAAAGCUCAAGAUCGAGAGAAACGCGCGCGAGAAGCAGCAAAACAAGUUCACGAGAGAGAGAAACACGCUCAAGAGCAAGAAAGAGCUCGCAUCGAGAAGGAGCAGCAAGCUCGACAGGACAGGACUCGAAAGGCAGACAAGAGAGCCGCCCGCGAAGAGACAUAUCCAGAUCUGCCACCCCUCAGCGACGAGAAUAGUUAUCCUGACCACGACUCCUUUGACGGAUCUUCCCAGGAUCUGAACAUCUCCCAGCCAGAGCCGCCGCCACAACGGUUCAAAAGCCGAGAUAGAGACUCCUUAUUCAUGGGCAGAAAGCUAAUCGGUCUACUCGGUGGCGUAUCUUUUGCCCAACCGCCACACUCGGGGUCCUCGCGCAAGCGAACAUAUCAGCAAAGCGAAGAUCUUAGUGAGGUCGGCGACUCUGAUGACAAUCAAGAAGAAGAAGAAGAAGAAGAAGAAGAAGAGACUUAUGAAGAGGAGGGAGAGGAAGAUGGAGAGGAAGAAGAAGAUGACGACUUUGAAGUGGACUCCAGGCCUGUUAGAGGGGGCAAGGCAACUGCCCCGUCCAGCGUUGUACAUCGGCCUCGAAAAUUGCCGACGGAACGCGACGAUGGCAGAUACAACGAUGCACAAGAGGAACAGAGGUCUAUUAAAAGGAGUAAGACGGCUUCCUCAGCUGCCCCUGUGUACCGGAGCCAAGAACAGCAAGUGGAAUAUCGCCGCCCUACGGCUAGCACCUCCACUGCGCGGUCGCCUCCGUCCAUCCCUCUGUCUGCCUCGCCAGACUUUGCCGCCAUCCAGCGGAUCAAGGAUCAGGCUCGCAUGAAUGCGCGACUGAGCCAGCCCAAGUCUCUUAAAAGACGAUUCGUCUGGAGCGAACACGAUUCUGCCACAUUGAUUGACCUCGUCGCCCGCCGUGCCGCCGGCUGGGCCAAUAUUGAAAGGGAAGACAGCCAACUUUUUGAGCUUCCCCGGAACGCGCAAGCCUACCGCGACAGGGCUCGCAACAUGAAGGUCGACUUCCUCAUAUCUGACGCGAUUCUGCCGCGGGGAUUCGACCAGGUCACGCUGAGCAAGAAGGAAAUCGACCGGCUGCAGAAGUUGGGCAAGAAUCAUGCCAGGCGGGAGCGUGAUGUAGACAGGAACGGCAGGCCUACGAACACAAAGGCCGACAUGUCCUGGCUGCAAGGUUAA